AUCAUAUGUCUAUCCCGAUUCCUCGAGACAUGUUGAGCUGUUGAUGUCCUGCUAGCGCUGAGCAGCUGCGAUCUGCCCAGUUUACGCCGAUGCGUCCAGGAAACGCGUCAUGUCACCGAUCACCCCCGGUUCUAGUAAUGGGGGACCUCAGCCUGCGACUUCCCGGGAUAUUUACACCCCAAACGACUCCGAGGACGACGACAUAACUUCACAGCCCCAGCACGAUGAGGCUGUAUUUGCUGAGGAUCCGUUCGACCAGCGCAGUACAGAACCUAUAACGUUCAAACGCAAACAAAAGCAACCUGCUCGUUUCAGCUUAUCCAAUAUAUUCUCCGGGAGGAACAGCAGCACCCCGCAGAGAUCAACGAGUCAACAACCGAAUACAGCACAUUCUUUGAGAGAGUGGACGGAUACCGCAACCCAUCAGAGGUCCACGAGUACUCAUGCAGAUAUCAACGGCUUUAAGGAAGACGGUCCUCUCGACUGGUAUGUAGAGGGGCCCGGCCGGAGAGUAGCCUACGACGAUCUCACCGCGAUUGAUUGGGUUUUCGAGUAUAUGAAAGAACGGCAACGGAAGAGGCUAUUAUAUUCAACAGACCAAGGCCUGUUAGGGCACCUGCGACAAAUUUUGGACGGAAGUCAUGUUUGGGCUGUGCUGGUAAUAACAGGCGUCGCUGUCGGUCUUAUUGCAGCUUGUAUCGAUAUUGCAAGUGAUUGGCUCGGCGAUUUGAAGCUUGGAUACUGCAAGAGCGACCAGGGGGCUAAUCAAUUCUAUCUUAAUCGAAACUUUUGCUGUUGGGGCCAUGAAGAUUUUUCACAAUGUAUUGGCUGGGUGCCGUGGAGAACUGCCCUAGGUAUUUCCUCCAGGGGUGGAGGCUAUGUCAUGGAAUACUUUUUCUUUGUGAUGUUUUCUGUCUUGUUCGCAUCAUGCGCAUGCAUAUUAGUUCGGAGUUUUGCGCCGUACGCCAAACAUAGCGGAAUACCUGAAAUCAAAACAGUGCUUGGCGGCUUUGUCAUGAAACGGUUCAUGGGCGGCUGGACACUGGCCAUUAAGUCCAUAGGACUUUGUUUGGCUGUUUCAUCCGGCAUGUGGCUGGGUAAGGAAGGUCCUUUGGUGCACGUCGCAUGUUGUUGCGCCAACAUUAUCAUGAAGCCAUUUGACAGUCUGAAUCAAAAUGAAGCGAGAAAAAGAGAGGUUCUGUCGGCUGCCGCUGCGGCGGGUAUUUCCGUCGCCUUCGGUGCACCUAUUGGAGGUGUUUUGUUUUGCUUAGAGCAACUCUCGUAUUAUUUCCCAGAUAGAACGAUGUGGCAGAGUUUUGUAUGUGCCACUAUAGCAGCCGUAACGCUCCAGGCAUUAGAUCCUUUCCACACCGGAAAAAUCGUGCUAUACCAGGUGACAUACACCAGAGAGUGGCAUCGAUUUGAAAUCAUGUUCUUCAUGAUUUUGGGCAUAUUAGGUGGUGUCUACGGCGGUUUAUUCAUAAAACUAAAUAUGAGAAUAGCCAGGUGGCGCAAGUCCAGGGGGUGGAAUUUUCCAAUACUCGAGGUUGCCUUCAUUGCAAUUCUUACGGCUAUGAUAAACUUCCCCAACAAGUUCAUGAGAGCUCAGUCAUCUGAGCUUGUGUAUCAGCUAUUUGCUGAAUGCGCAACUACCACGGACGAUCAACUAGAUCUGUGUAAAACUGGGGCUGCAUCUUUUGGUGUCAUUGCUCUUCUUUUGAUGGCAGCCGUAAUGGGCUUCUUCUUGGCAUCUCUCAGUUUUGGCCUGGAGAUUCCUGCUGGAAUUAUCCUGCCAUCCCUCGCAAUUGGGGCUCUUUUUGGUCGUGCUCUUGGCAUUGGAGUUGAAAUGUGGCAGUCUGCUUACCCGGGUUUUUUUCUAUUCGAGAGCUGUGACCCUGAUAUUCCCUGCAUCACCCCGGCCACUUAUGCAAUCAUAGGCGCGGCAUCCGCCCUGGGGGGAGCGACGAGAAUGACCAUAUCGAUCGUGGUCAUUAUGUUUGAAUUGACUGGCGCACUGACAUAUGUGAUUCCAAUAAUGAUUGCCGUGAUGCUUUCCAAAUGGUGCGGUGAUAUUUUUGGAAAACGUGGUAUUUACGAAUCGUGGAUCCAUCUCAACGAGUAUCCUUUCCUAGACCAUAAAGACGACAAACCGCCGCCGGAUGUUCCAGCGUCCAAAAUCAUGACAAAUGUUGACGAUCUCACCGUUAUUCCUGCUGUCGGACACACCAUUGAAACGCUAAAAAGCCUUCUCAUUCAUACCAGAUACCGUGGAUUCCCGGUGGUUCUGGAUACCUCGAACCCAAUUCUACUGGGAUACAUUUCGCGAAACGAACUAUCUUAUGCAUUGGAAUCCUCUUCUGCAACCCGCAACCUCCCCCCCGAAACCCAAGCUUUCUUUGUACAUCAGCCUUUUGCCGAUCCACAUGAAACUUUUGACCUACGGCCCUGGAUGGACCAAACGCCGAUUACCCUCAACAGCCGUAUCAGCUUUUCUAUUGUAUUAGGCAUGUUCCAAAAGCUCGGUCUACGAUAUGUACUGUUUGUGCAUAAAGGAAAUCUCAAGGGCCUUCUCACCAAGAAGGAUGUCUGGUUUGUCUUGAAUGGCGUGGAGAGCCGCAGAGAAAAGGGCCUUGGAGACGGGCCUCUCAGAGAAGCUACCAACUCGGAUGAGAUAGGCUUGCUUAGUCCCAAUCCCAGUGAUGAAGACAUGGAUCUUGUAGAGGGCCGACAAUCUUUGGAGUCUCUUUAGUGUGUAUAUCGGAAGAAGGUGCUCUUAUCUUAAUGACUUUUUUUGGGUUUAGAGAAUAUAGACGGUAU
Molecule: messenger RNA, 2817 nt
Organism: Talaromyces proteolyticus
Lineage: Eukaryota; Fungi; Ascomycota; Eurotiomycetes; Eurotiales; Trichocomaceae
Product: putative voltage-gated chloride channel
Exons: 7
Coding region: 110-2749 (879 amino acids)
Biological process (GO): transmembrane transport; chloride transport
Cellular component (GO): early endosome; Golgi apparatus; membrane
Molecular function (GO): voltage-gated chloride channel activity
Source: RefSeq, a predicted model, not a curated record